CGUUGGGCACGAGUGGAGCGCAGCGCACCGAACCGGGAGCGCACGGAAACUUGUAGGGACCAUUAUUCAUAUAUAUUUUUUUAUUUUUCUUUGACAAAAAGAUACUGACUUAGACGAGCUGUUGGUUGAGCAUUUUUCUUUUCGCGAAGGAGCAUGACGCAUGCUGCUCCUAUCAUAUUAGUGGUUUAACUCCGGGCUGGGGGAAGAGAGCGCAACAUGGAGACGUUCACAAUACACGACAUGCUCCUAAACUCGACCGACCUGAACCGGAUUUUAUGUAAUUUUGGAAUCAAGAAUUUGUCAGAGUGCGAGAGCGAGCAAGAACCUUCACCCGAACCUAAAGACAUCAACCAGACAGUGCGGAUCGUCCUCUACAGCCUCAUCUUCCUCCUCAGCCUCCUGGGCAACAGCCUCAUCAUCGCCGUCCUGGUGAGGAACCGGCGCAUGAGGACCGUCACCAACCUCUUCCUGCUGUCGCUGGCCGUGAGCGACCUGCUGGUAUCUCUGGUGUGCAUCCCCUUCACCCUCAUCCCCAACCUCAUGAGGGACUUCAUCUUCGGCACCGGCAUGUGCAAGCUGGUCAUGUACUUCAUGGGCGUCUCGGUCAGCGUUUCCACGUUCAACCUGGUGGCCAUCUCCCUGGAGCGCUACAGCGCCAUCUGCAACCCGCUGACCUCCAGGGCAUGGCAGACCAAAUCGCACGCCGCCAAGGUCAUCACCGCCACCUGGGUGGCGUCCUUCGUCCUGAUGCUGCCGUACCCCGUUUCCAGCGGCCUCAAGCCCUUCACGCGCCACAACAACAGCACCGGGUACAUGUGCCGCCUGGCGUGGCCCAACGACGUCACCCAGCAGUCCUGGUACGUGUCCCUGGUGCUGCUGCUCUUCCUGGUCCCCGGCAUCAUCAUGAUGACGGCCUACGGGCUCAUUUGCCUGGAGCUCUACCGAGGGAUCACCUUCGAGCUGUCCACCAGGAAGUCCAGCAGAGAAAGACAGCUCAGCACCGGCAGCAUCAAACCCGGCGACAGCGACGGCUGUUACCUGCAGCCCUCCAAGAAGAAGAGCAUCACGGGCCCCCCGAGCGGAAAGGCGGGGGCAAGGGCGGCGGCGGGCCGCGUGUGCGGCAGCAGCUCCACCUCCAACCUGAUGGCCAAGAAGCGCGUGAUCCGCAUGCUCCUGGUCAUCGUCUUCCUCUUCUUCCUGUGCUGGACCCCCGUCUUCGUGGUCAACGCGUGGCAGGCGUUCGACCGGCGCUCGGCCUACCGGCUGACCGGGGCGCCCAUCUCCUACAUCCACCUGCUGUCCUACACCUCGGCCUGCGUCAACCCCAUCAUCUACUGCUUCAUGAACAAGCGCUUCCGCCAGGGCAUGCUGGCCACGUUCACCUGCUGCAGCUGCUUGGGGAUGAGGAGGAGG
Pungitius pungitius (ninespine stickleback) is the source of this 1413-nucleotide messenger RNA. RefSeq names its product cholecystokinin A receptor (gene cckar). The record is from RefSeq and is a predicted model, not a curated record. The annotation marks the transcript as partial. Gene Ontology annotation, biological process: neuropeptide signaling pathway. NCBI's taxonomy places the organism in Eukaryota, Metazoa, Chordata, Actinopteri, Perciformes, Gasterosteidae. Gene Ontology annotation, molecular function: neuropeptide receptor activity; gastrin receptor activity. Gene Ontology annotation, cellular component: plasma membrane. The transcript is spliced from 5 exons.